Messenger RNA from Nematostella vectensis (starlet sea anemone), 3855 nucleotides. RefSeq names its product PC3-like endoprotease variant B. Gene Ontology annotation, cellular component: trans-Golgi network; Golgi membrane. Gene Ontology annotation, biological process: protein processing. Bases 310 to 2349 code for a protein of 679 amino acids. Gene Ontology annotation, molecular function: serine-type endopeptidase activity. The record is from RefSeq and is a predicted model, not a curated record. The transcript has 3 exons. NCBI's taxonomy places the organism in Eukaryota, Metazoa, Cnidaria, Anthozoa, Actiniaria, Edwardsiidae.
GUCCUUGUUGUCAAUCACUGUAGCCCCGCCUAAUUGUGGAUUUCGGCUGUGAAGUCUGCGGUCCCGUGAAAUAAUCAGUCGCUCAGAUUGGUCGAGAUGGAAGUCGGUGCUAGCCUUGCAUGAUCAACACAUCAACAUGCAAAUUGAGUCUAAAUUCACUCCAGCGUGAACAAAUUCCGUGCACUCUACGAAGACUCAUUUGUGACAACUUGAGAAAGCCCUCUGCCUGCGUCUCUCACGCUCUAUUUCCGCAGAGGGAAGACGGUGAGAACUCGCAAUACAAGACAAUCAACUUGCGAGUUUAUCACCAUGAAAAUAAUAGCUAUUUUUAUUUUUGUUUUGGUGUUUGUUGGUUUAAGUCUGCAGUUAGAUGAAGAAUUUUUAAACGAUGAGUAUAAUGAUGACGAUAGCGAGUUUACGAAUUCAUGGGCCGUUGAAUUAGACUCGGAUGACGAAGAGCUUGCUAAAGAAGUAGCGAGGAAGCAUGGGUUUAAGUACGCUGGUAAGAUCGGCGGGCUGCCAGGCCAUUUCCAUCUAUAUCGAGACGAGCACGAUGGAGAAGACUCCAAACGAGGAGGAAUAGUCUACCCUGAGCUGAAAGAGCAUCAGAACGUGAAAUGGCAUGAGCAGCAGCGUACGCUCUCCCUCCACAAGAGAAGCCUGAGCGUCAAACGCGUCGUGCCGAACUUCUAUAAUGACCCUAUGCUACAAGACCAGUGGUACCUAAAGAGUUUUGGUCGAAACGGGGUACCUAUGAAUAAUGACAUGAAAGUUAUGGACGCUUGGGCAGAUGGUUAUACUGGGAAAGGCAUUGUUGUUACAGUUAUGGAUGAUGGCUUGGAUCACACAAAUGAUGACCUAAAACAUUAUGACCCGAAAGCAAGUUUAAACUUGAACGGCGCAACCAAUGGCGAUACCACCGGGAAGGAUCCUAUACCUAGAGACGAACCCGAUCAGUACCACGGAACCAAGUGCGCAGGGGAGAUAGGAGCUAAGUCUAAUAAUGGGUUUUGUGGAGUUGGUGUAGCACCUGACGUGAACCUGGGAGCAAUUCGAAUGCUGGAUGGAAAAGUAACGGGUAUGACCGAAGGGCAUGCAUUUUCACAUAAUCCUCAAUAUGUGGACAUCUACAGCGCCUCCUGGGGCCCUAAGGAUAAUGGUAAAACCCUGGCAGGUCCUUCAAGUCUCGGCCGCAAAGCUUUAGAACACGGAGUCAAACGGGGAAGAAACGGGAAAGGUUCGUUGUAUGUGUGGGCAAGCGGAAAUGGCGGCGCGUCCUCAGACGACUGCAAUUGCGACGGGUACACUUCCAGUAUCUACACAAUCGCCGUCGGCUCCGUCAGUGCCGCAGGAGGCUCCACCUUCUACGACGAAAAGUGCCCCUCCACUUUGGCUGUGGUCUACAGUGGAGACAGCGACCUGAGUAGGACAAAACUCGGAGGAAACCACAAACUGGUCACGACAGGACCGCAUAACUCGUGCGUGGAACAUUUUGGUGGGACGUCAGCAGCUGCUCCUCUUGCCGCCGGAGUCGUUGCCUUGACUCUCCAGGCAAACCCUGAGUUGACUUGGCGAGACAUGCAGCAUUUAAUCACACGAAGCACCGACCAACUUCAAAAGGACGACCCUUCAUGGAAACGCAACGCAGCGGGUUUUUUGGUCAGCAACAAGUUUGGAUUUGGUCUCCUCAAUGCCCACAAGCUAACAACAAAUGCAUUGAAAUGGAAGCGCGUCCCUGAUCAAAAAAGGUGCGAAAUUGAAGGGCCGAUUCCUCCAGUGCCUUUAAUAAAAAGAAAUAAAGAGGUCGUGUUGAGAGUGAGGACGAAUGGGUGCGAGGGGUCCGAGAACGCCAUCAAGAGACUAGAGCAUGUACAGGCGAUCAUCACACUGGCUCACCGAAAGCGCGGCGUCUUGAGUAUCGAUAUACGAUCGCCUCGUAAGACCGCGAGUAGGCUGCUGUCGACAAGACCUCUUGAUGAGUCUGCUUCUGGGAUCAAAAACUGGCCCUUCAUGACCGUUCAAAUGUGGGGCGAGGACCCAAAGGGAGAGUGGGAAGUGGUCAUCCGCGAUAACAGCGAACUGGUCAAGAAAAAAAGGAGCACGCGACGACGAUUCCGAAGGUCACUGGACGAGGAGGAAAAAGAGUUGACGGUGAGUGAUGAAGCCAAGGAUAUAGAAGACGAGGCUUUCAUAUACGAUGUCCCAUUCAGACAUGAAGUCACUCUUGAAGACGAGAACGACGAUGAUCAGACGGACUAUCCACGCGGCGAGGAAGACGAAAGUGAUGAGGAUGAGAGAAUGAGCAGGCUUCAAAAAUGGUCUCUUGUGCUGUACGGCACGUCAGAGUAAAUGGUUUGGAGGUCGUUCUCGUCUAAGUAUUAACUGGCCCACUAACGUAUUAUCUCUUGUAUAGUACUUCAAAGAACUACUUUUUCUUGCACCACUAUCCUUCGAAACACUGAUCUAGACUUGUGUCGUCACUUGAACCAAGACUAGCACAUGUAUUGUCCAACUUUGCUAUGAAAACACACACAGUAUUGGGGUGAGGAAGAGUUUGUCUGCAUCUAGAGCCCAGUGCAAACAGCGUCAGCAUUGCUGAGAAAAUUAAACUGCAUCAUUGUGCAAAGCAAUACGGCGCUGUUUGUUUGCCAUGUUGUGAGGUGGUGCGAAAUAUAAUAAUUCCCUUGGCCUUCCGAUCGAACUAGCAAGGACAUGCCAGCAAUACUGGGCGAUUUUUACGCGCUCGAUCUUUUCGUCCUUGGGUCUGUUUUCUUAGACGAGAACGAAUAUAAUGAAUGCGCUUAUGGUAUGAAAAAUUCCUUUUUCUAGUGAUAACAUCAUCAACCUUUUCCAGCGGUUCUUGUUCACAUUUCAUUUCACGUGCUAGUAUUCAAUAAAAGUUAGACCUAAGGCAAAAUAACGUACCUCUAGAUUUCACUUUUUUUUCUCUGCUAAUAUACAGUAUACCCGAACAUCUUCACAGAGGUCAAACAAUUAAGGACUCCCCGGAAAAGGUUAUAGACAGGAAGAGCCUUAGAUUUGUGUACAGUACGACCUUCCUUAGUCCUCAUAUUGUUCUGGAAAUAGGUGCUUUUUAUACAAUAAGCUUAACGACGACGUGUCUUUGUCACGCACUCGCUGAAAAAUUCGAGUGGCUUGGCAAAGACACGAAGUAAUGAAAUGAAAAGUAUCAGAUAUUAAUUACUACCAAUAUAUUUUUACACUGAUGACAUUCUGUGAAAGGGAGGGUAAGUUAAUGGUUAUACCCGAGAGAAUGAAUUCCCAGGGGACGAAAUUUUAGAAUUAUUUUGUAUUAGAGUGGUUUUUCAAAAUCCCGUGCAACAAAAUGUAGUUGUUAAAGUGUAAUAGUCAAGCCAGAACAAAAAAGAACAAAGAGAUUACAGUGUAUUAGUACUAAAUAAACUAAAUAGUAUUUCACGGGUUUUUGAAAACCACUCUUUUUCAACGAGUUAUUUUAUUUGGUUAAAUUGUUUUAGAUAAAAAUCUAUGUUAUUUCACAUAAUGGGGGCAUAACAUUUAAGAUAGACAUACUGUUUAGGGCGGUGCAGGUUAAUAAAAGGUAAUUCGAAUAUUGUAUUUUAAAUAGCAACGUGCGCUGACGUGGCCAACUUGACAGUUUGUAAAGUAAACCAAUGAGGAUGGGAGAAACGUGCUACCUAACAUGAAAUAACCAGCGUGGGGAAAAUUACACACCAGAACACGAUAGAAUCUGCAUGUCAAUCAAAACAGUAAAUCUCACAUGCUGACCAACAUUCUUAAAACUUGUCAUGUAGUCACGGUAGUGUGCAUUGCACUAUUUAUGUCUCAAUAAAAUGGAAUUACUUUUCUUCUAAA